CGCCAAUGUCAAUGUCGAAUAACGGCAUAAAUAGCGCUACGAAUGGGCGCACCAACAGUGCCAACAAUACAACAAUUCAUGCCACAAGCGGAACAACAAAUGUCAUUGCCAAUAAACCAGCCACUAACCAUCAUCACCCUCAGCAGCAACAACAACAAAUGGCAGGAAGCAGUAGCAACAGUAACAGUGGUGGUGGAGGGUGUGGAGGUUCCACCGCUCAAAUUAAAACGUCAAUUAAUCUCAAAACGAAUGACUUGCGAACAAAAAUUGCAACAACAAAUGUCACACUGCCGGAUGGUGGUGGCAAAAGUCACCACAUGUCCUUGAAGGCAAAUAACAACGAUCAUCAGUAUCAGCAGCAGCAACAAUUUGUAAAUACUAAAAAAUCCGCAAUGAACUCGUCGAAUUCAUCGUCAGCCAAUCCGCCACCACCGCCAUCGACCCAUGUAAAUAGAUUACCCUCCCACACCCAUCGGCGUGAUAGUUCGAAUGUUAGCGGCCAUAAUACCCAUACGGGUAUUGUUCCGCAAAGCCUAAAAGAUGCCUCUAAAUAUAGAUAUAUACGACCACAGACUGUGUAUCGGGCUGAAGAAGAAGAACACGAUGAAGUAGAUCGUGUGGUGGUGAGUAGGGAUGAGUCGUCGGGGCGAAAUCGUGAUCUAUUGGUCUAUUAUGAUGGUCAAUUGGAGGGUGGAAGCCUGGAGGCUUUAAUUGAGCAUAUGGUGCCCACCCACGAUUACUAUCCCGAUCGGAUUUAUACAUUUUCAUUUUUGCUAAGUGCGAGGCUAUUUAUAAGACCCCAUGAAUUGCUGGCCAAAAUAUCACAAACAUGGGAGAAACAACAACAACAGCAGCAGCCGCAACAACCCCAACAGUCUGGUACUGUUGUCCUACCCGGCUCUGCUCCAGAUCAGAUAGAUGCUGAUGCUGGUCAUUUCAAUCAAGUCACGGCAGCCGGCUCCACCAACUCGCCACUCACACAAAGAAAACCAGGCACCUCAGGAGGCGGAGGAGGUGGAGGAGGUGCCACCACAAAUACCCAAAAAUCGGCCCAAAAUUGUAUACGUCUGCUGGCGGAAUGGAUUGAAACAUUUCCCUAUGACUUCCGUGAUGAACGUCUAAUGCAACAGGUGCGGAUUCUAACCCGCAAAUGUGUCUACAUUGAUAACUCCUUGGGCAAGCAGGUCUCCAAGAUAUUACAGCUGUUGGUUCAACGUUUGACCACCCUGGAAAAAUAUGAAGAAUUUCUGCAAUCUCUACAGCAAUAUGAUCUCAAUACAACACUACAACCCCAUUAUCAUCAUCAUCCGGACUCCUCGUAUCAUAAAAAUAAUUAUGCUCAAUAUAAUAAUUCCACCCUGCCGCAGGCAUCGGGACUACCAUCAGCUGCAGCAGCAGCCCAACAUUCAUCAUCAUCCUCCACCUCCACAUCAUCGAAUGCCACCGGCACCGGGUCCGAUUCUCCCAAUGCUCAUGAUGUUUUUGGUAUUAUGGACUUGUGUCCCAGUUGUGCUCAAUUAGCUCAUCAAUUGACGGCCAUCGAAUUGGAUCGUCUCUCACACAUUGGACCCGAGGAGUUUGUUCAGGCCUUUGCCAAGGAAUAUCAAAAUUCCAUUUCGAACAAGGAAAGCACUAAUAAUGCAGGGUCAACAGGAGGUCACAUAAUGAAUACCUCCCUAAAUGACAUGAAGAAGACCCGAAACUUGGAAUCCUAUGUGGAAUGGUUUAAUCGUUUAAGUUAUCUAACCGCCUCGGAAAUUGUAAAGUAUCCCAAAAAGAAACAACGUGUCCGCGUCAUUGAGUACUGGAUCGAAACGGCCCGUGAAUGUUUUAAUAUUGGCAAUUUUAAUAGCCUGAUGGCCAUAAUAGCUGGUCUAAAUUUGGCACCCAUAUCAAGGCUAAAGAAAACUUGGUCUAAAGUCCAAUCGGCCAAAUUCUCCGUAUUAGAACAUCAAAUGGAUCCAACAUCGAAUUUUAAUAGCUAUCGCUCAACGCUUAAAGCGGCCAUGUGGCGUUCCGAGGGUGCCACCGAAGAACGUGAACGUAUUAUCAUUCCAUUUUUUAGUUUAUUUGUUAAGGAUUUAUAUUUUCUCAAUGAGGGAUGUUCGAAUAGAUUACCCAACAAUCAUAUCAAUUUUGAAAAAUGCUCCCAGCUUGCCAAACAAGUUAUGGAAUUCAAUGAAUGGAAACAGGUGUCCUGCCCCUUUGAGCGACUGCCAAAUGUAAUUGACUAUUUGCAAAAUGUCCCAGUACUCAAUGAGAAUACGCUGUCGAUGGCCUCAUUCGAAUGUGAACCACCGGAGAAUACCGAGGAAAAAGAUCGUUAUAAAACGGUGAAGGCUGAAAAUAAACAACAGCUACUGCAACAAUUGCAAGAAGAACAAAUGCGACAGCAGCAGCAGCAACAA
Messenger RNA from Musca vetustissima, 2408 nucleotides. Its product is annotated as ras-GEF domain-containing family member 1B-B. Gene Ontology annotation, molecular function: guanyl-nucleotide exchange factor activity. The record is from RefSeq and is a predicted model, not a curated record. Gene Ontology annotation, cellular component: plasma membrane. The transcript has 5 exons. Gene Ontology annotation, biological process: Ras protein signal transduction; positive regulation of GTPase activity. The annotation marks the transcript as partial. Lineage: Eukaryota; Metazoa; Arthropoda; Insecta; Diptera; Muscidae.